CAUUUCACCUAAGAUUAGUUUUCUUCUCACCAGAUGUAAGAGGUUUCCGUCACCAGUUUUCUAGCACCAGCCAUGGAGCUUUCACCCCAUGUACAAGAGAAGCUGCACUCAGGGCACAAAGUUACUGCUAUACUUCAAGCACAGAUGUUGACACAGAUGUUUUGGUGAAUAUCACUUCUGGGAAAGUGAGAUUAUUAUUUGAAAUGCCGUUUAGUCAAAGGACAAACACCUUUGUAUCAGAAGUCUUACGUGCUGCUGAAGUGCUUGGAAAACGGAGAGGACCUCCACCAGAGUUUUCAUGGCUUCUUCCCUACCAGAACUCUGCAAGCAGUUCCAAUGAGGGAGAACUGGCAACCAUGGGGCAGAACAAUCCUGCCAGUGGUCCAGACAACUUGGAUGCUGUCAGCUUGGGUGAUGUUAGUGUGGACGUAAUGCAGACCCCACCUGCACCCUCCCUUGACCCUGCUAUCAGUAUUACUGACAACAGUAGUUUGCAUCAUGAUAAUGAAAGGAGUCCAGACUUGGGUGUCAACCGACAUAGUAUUGCUACUGGCUUGUCUCCAACACCUAUUGCUGCCAGGGAGAGCCACAUCAGACAUCAGAUGACAUUGAGGGAGGACUCCUAUACCAACAUUCAUAAUUUUACGGUAUUUGCAGGGACAUGGAAUGUGAAUGGUCGUUCUCCCACAGUUGGCUUGGCUGAAUGGUUGUCAGUGGAUGAGGAGCCACCUGAUGUGUAUGGUAUUGGUUUUCAGGAACUAGAUUUAAACACUGAGACAUUCCUCUUCAAUAAUACACCAAAGGAACAGGAGUGGUUGAAUGCUGUACUGAAUGGAAUUCAUCCAAAGGCAAAAUACAAAAAUGUUCGUUUGGUGCGCCUUGUUGGAAUGAUGCUUAUAGUAUUGGUGCAGGAGAAACACUUUGCUUAUGUCAGCAAAGUUGCCAUUGACACAGUUGGAACAGGCAUCAUGAACAAACUGGGCAACAAAGGAGCAGUAGCAGUAAGGUUUGAGCUGCAUAACACUUCAAUAUGCUUUGUUAAUGCACACAUGGCAGCACAUCUUGAGGAAGUAGAGAGAAGAAACGAAGAUCAUGAUUGCAUAUUCCAAAGAACAUGUUUCCAUAUGAAUAUAAACAGUCCACCAAAGACUAUAAAAGACCAUGACCAUAUAUAUUUCAUUGGUGAUAUGAAUUACCGAAUCAACCCAAGUGAUGCAGUGAAUAUUAGAGAGGUUGCCAGCAGUGGAGAUUUCAAGAUUCUUUUAGAAAAUGAACAGCUGAAUCAGCAGAGGGCUAUGAAGAGAGUCUUCCAUAAAUUCAAUGAAGGAGAUAUCUCUUUCAAGCCUACUUUUAAAUAUGACGUUGACAGUGAUGAGUGGGAUUCCAGUGAAAAGGCAAGGCAGCCAGCUUGGUGUGAUAGAAUUCUAUGGUAUGGUGAUGGAAUAAUGCAAAAUGUCUAUCGAUCACAUCCAGCUCUGAAGAUCAGUGACCAUAAACCUGUCAGUGCUGUCUUCCAGGCUGGGGUGAUAAAUGUGAUGUUACCCUUGAGGUCUUGGUGGAUAAACGGACUGCGGCCCAACUGAAUUCUGGCGCUGAUAAAUUAUAUGAUAUAUUGGUGCUUCAUUUGGAGGGAGGAAAAGACCUCUUUAUUACAAUCACAGGUGACUAUGAAAGAAGUUGCUUUGGGUCUUCGAUUAAUGCUCUGGUUCAUAUGAAUAAACCUUUUAAAGAAGUCCCAAUGGCUAAAUUGAUUGACUUGGAAAGUAAGCAACCAAAAGAUCUUAGUGAGAUGCCAUAUGCAGUACCCAAGGAACUAUGGUAUCUGGUUGACCACCUUCACUCCCAUGCCCUACAAGUGGAAGGUCUAUUCACCUACCGUGGUCUUCAGAAAGAAAUUACUGAAAUUAGGACUUCGCUUGAUGAAGGUGUGCCAAAUGACCUUCUUCCUGGUAGUGUUCAUUCAGUUGCUGAGGCAUUGCUUCUGUUCUUGGAGGCCCUCCCAGAGCCUGUCAUUCCCUAUAGCCUCUACAGUGCUGCUCUGGAGGCAACACCAAAUUUCUCCCUUUGCAAAGAAAUUGUAUCCAAGUUACCUGACUAUCACCGAAAUGUUUUUACUUACCUAAUGGCAUUCUUAAAGGAACUUUUAAAUCACUCGGAGGAUAAUAAUUUAGAUGCCAAAACCUUAGCUCUAGUGUUUGGAAGCAUUUUAUUGCGAGAGCCUCCAAACAUUGCCAUGGACCGUCGCACACCUGCUCAGGCAGUAGAGAGGAAAAGGCAGACAUUUGUUCAUCACUUCCUUGUUAAUGAUUAUGAGUGAUAUAUGAAUAGUCAGUAUUAUUUAUUGAGGUUUUGUGCAAUUUGUUUUGCUCUCUUGGUUAAUAUUUCCUGAUUUUUAUUAUUAUUAUCAUCUAGUCUUUAAAUAAUCUUUGUUGUAACUGGAUAUAGCUACGAUUAAUCCAAAAGAAUUAAUUUUACUCUGUUGUUUUACUAUGUAUUCAUUAAGAUGUAAUAUAAUUUACAUGUUUAUAUUGAUAGUCUUUUCUUUUUUUUAUUAAAGAAAGUAUCAUUAUUGUAGAUUGUAAUAGAAAGACUAGUGAAUGGCAGUAAUGUUUGUCUGGAACUAUUGCAAAAUUUAACAGUAUGCAUUAACUAUCUAAAAUGAAAUGAUAUAUUCAGUGAGAUGAAAGUCAAAGAACAUAUCAUAUACCAGAAAUUUCCACAAGGAUAGUUUAUUUGCUUUUGUUGUACUUACUGUACAGGUAUGAUGUGUCUAAUGUAAAUAUGUUCAGGAAAAUCUUUGUUCUUGUUGGAUUAGGGUUCAUUUUCCCCAGCUCUCUUAUGAGGAGUUCUGUAUAUGAAUUUUUUAUUAUGUUUUCCAUUUGCAUAUACUAAGGCAAUUCAACAGGAGCAGUCCAUUUUUCUUGACAGUUGAUAGUUUUCUAUUCAGCAUCAUAUAUGUAACUAUUAUUCCUGCACAUAUUGUAAUUAAUAAAUGCAUGGGGAAUUA
This is a messenger RNA of Penaeus monodon (black tiger shrimp), 3007 nucleotides long. It is a transcript of the gene Ocrl, whose product is annotated as inositol polyphosphate 5-phosphatase OCRL-like. Gene Ontology annotation, molecular function: phosphatidylinositol-4,5-bisphosphate 5-phosphatase activity; inositol phosphate phosphatase activity. NCBI's taxonomy places the organism in Eukaryota, Metazoa, Arthropoda, Malacostraca, Decapoda, Penaeidae. Gene Ontology annotation, cellular component: membrane. Gene Ontology annotation, biological process: signal transduction; phosphatidylinositol dephosphorylation. The record is from RefSeq and is a predicted model, not a curated record.